AUGAGAGAGCAGAAGGGAGAGAAAGCUAAGUGUCUGAAUUGCCAAGUGAACGGUACUCUUCGAAUAACUGAUGAUGAUAAGGUAAUCUUGGUCCCAAAUUAUUGGAGAGAAAAGCUGAAAAGAGUGGUUCGACAAGGCUCAUGCCAGCCAGCUAGACAUGGUUUCGGGACGGUAAAACAGCUCAAAGGAGUUCUUUUCUUCGGCAGCACAUUUUGGAUCGCGGUUGUCAUUAUAGCAAACUUUGUUAACUACGAAUUAUCCAAAGAAAAACCGUCUUAUCUAACAACCGUCUGUCAAUCUGGAUUCAAAACAUGUGCUUUCGCGAAAAGCGGCGUCGUCAAGGAAAAGGUUCAUUUUUUCGGAGGGGUCAAAGAGUCAAUUGGUAAAAGAAAUGAAAUCGAUGUUAUGCAUCAGAAGAUUGGCCGACUUGAUGGUUGUAGAAUGAAUAGAUUGGAAAUAAAAUUGGUUGGAAGAUAUUCAGACCAAUCUUCUGUCGUUACAUUUCCAUUGGGUAAAAAUUCUAAGGCAUUAAUUUGCUUCCCAACUCUUCAACCAAUUGGUUAUACAUCAACAGACUGUGAGGUGUUUGACGGCUCAACUGUUUCACGCGAAAGAGGGACCAAUUUCAAACAUACGAGUACCUGCAUGGGUCUUUAUAAAAACCAACCAACCGUCGUUGGUUGCUGGGUUAGCCCUUCUGACGAGAAACAUUAUCCUCAUAGACUGGAUCCCGAUUGCAUAAGUGGUAAGGUAGAAACCCUAACUGCAAACGGAUGGAAAACUAUGACCGAUCACCCUGAAAAAGAACAAAACCAAGCUUGUGUUUCGACUGAGUCUGGAUUAAUUACCAUCGGAGGGACAAAAAACUAUGACGGCAAAGCAAUACCGAUUUUAACUGUCUUCAUUUUGAGGGAAGAAAUUUGGCAAACUAUCGGAAAACUGAAUGAGCCAUCGAUUAAAAAUGCGGCCAUGAUGGUCGGAAAUGAUAUUUUCGUAACGAGUGGGAAAUACUACUACAAUGAGCUUUAUCAUUAUUACAGGACGACAGAGAGACUCGAAUGGAAUGGAAAGAAUUUGACGAGCACGCUCAAACAAAGAGGAAAGCUUUGUUUCAGAGAUUUUCUAUCGAGAAACCGUUCAAAAAGAAUGACGAUCAACAACACCUCCGAUUACUGUAUCGAGCCCUCUCUGUACACAAUCAAAUCGAUCUUCAUCUUGGACAACGACGGCGAGCGCAUCGUCUCCCAGUACUACGACAAGGAGCUUUUUCCCACGGUCAAGGAGCAAAAAGAGUUCGAGAAGACAAUCUUCAAAAAGACUGCCAAGUCAGAUGCAGAAAUCGUCCUUCUCGAUGGAUUGACGAUCGUUUACAAGAGCAACGUUGAUUUGCUGUUUUACGUUAUUGGAUCUAGCAGCGAGAAUGAACUAUUACUCAACAGUGUGCUGAACUGCCUCUACGACUCAAUUUCCAUCCUCCUCCGCAAAAACGUCGAAAAACGCCAAAUGCUCAAGCAACUCGAUGGAGUCCUCCUUGCUGUCGAUGAAAUUUGCGAUGGAGGAAUUGUCAUGGAAAUGGAACCUCAAGCGGUCAUCGACAAAGUCGCCGUCGGACGAGAAGAUCUCCCACUGACAGAACAAACCGUUGCCCAAGUCUUCCAGUCCGCGAAAGAACAGAUCAAAUGGUCGCUUCUCAAGUGA
Molecule: messenger RNA, 1698 nt
Organism: Oikopleura dioica
Lineage: Eukaryota; Metazoa; Chordata; Appendicularia; Copelata; Oikopleuridae
Source: the annotation of a GenBank genome assembly